Arachis stenosperma is the source of this 6592-nucleotide messenger RNA. Its product is annotated as serine/threonine-protein phosphatase 7 long form homolog. NCBI's taxonomy places the organism in Eukaryota, Viridiplantae, Streptophyta, Magnoliopsida, Fabales, Fabaceae. The record is from RefSeq and is a predicted model, not a curated record. The transcript has 3 exons. Bases 107 to 748 code for a protein of 213 amino acids.
GUUUAGACCUGCUGGGUAUGAUACGUUCGGCUGGCCCUUAGCCUCGAGGUACUGUUAUCAUUUUUUAUAUUUCGUCUUAAAUUAUUUUAUUCCAUGUUCGCUUAUAAUGUUAUACUAUGUGGUGAUAUUUUGCUUUCGUUAUACCACCAAUGUGAGUUGCAAGUGGUCAGGUCACAAUCCUUCUGCUAGCGGGAAGGGACCUCGAGUGCAGAUGUGUAGGCCGAGGAUAGACCUGUUACAAGCUGUGGAUUUUAUUUGGAUGCCGUAUAGCUCUCCUGACGUCCUUCAAGUUGUAAAUCCGGAGGUGUUGGAGCCUCGGCAUACGGCGUUAUGGUGGUGUGUGACGGCAUUGAUAUAUUUCACCGUCAUAGAGUGGCACCAGAUUGAUCGGGUGCUACCGCAGUUUGGUGGAGUACAGCCCUGGUCCCAACCCGCACUAAACAUCGACUUCUUAAUGUCGAAGGAUGGCAGAGAUCCAGGUCCUUCACAUGACUUCUUGGAUUGGUGGGUUCAGCAUGGUAAGAGAUUCUUUUCACCUGAGAUGUACCUUAGGGAUCCGAGAGCCGUGCCUAUUCCGGUCGAGGCGACACAGAGGGGUGUCGGACGAGUGCCUGAGAUGGAUCGUGUUGACGAUGUUCCGGAUAUGCGUCGGUUUGAGCGGAGAGCUCGUGUCGGGACAGGGUUACAUAGGAACGCUUUCUUGGGUGUAAUUCGAAUCACCCUAAUUCGAAUUACUCUGUGUGUGUAAUUCGAAUCAGGUUGAUUCGAAUUAGUGGGUGUGUGCAUGUGUGUGUAAUUCGAAUCAGUGUGAUUCGAAUUACAUGGAAAAGAAGUUCGAAUUAUAUUGAUUCGAACUAUAUAGAAAUAUGGACUGGUUGAUUCAUGAACCAGUUUUUGAUUUGGCUGAUUUGUGUAAAUAUUUCCUCCCCAUGGCUUAAUAUAGUGAUUUGCCGAUUAAAGAAAGCAAUAAACUCAAUCUAAUUAAUUCAACUAAAGUUAAAGCAAGCUAAAAAAUUUACAUGAAAAAGAAAUAAAAACCUGAAAAUGGAAAAAUGAAGAAAGCUAGAUGAGAAGAUGAAAUAGUAGCACUUGUGAUAGCCUCUACGAGUUCACAGUGGUUAGCUUCGCCGGAGAUACACCGGAGUUCCACGGAGGACGGGGAACUCACUAGUGGAAGAGAAAGAAAAGAGAAAAAGAAGAAAGAAAGUGAGAAGAGAGAGAAAGAGAGGUGGCGGUGGCUGACGGCGACAGGGUUGCCGGAAGGUGCCUGGGCGGGCGGGGCGACGCAGUAGCAGCAACUAGGAGAGAGAAUUAAGUUGUUGGAUCAACAAGGUGUUUGCCCUGUUUAGCACCCAGAACGGGGCUUGUGUGUACGCACACAGGUCCAUGCGUACGCACAAGAAGAAAAACAGAAGGGGAUGCGGUCGCACAUAGCGUGCGAGCGCUCCCAACAGAGGGUGUAACAAGGUUUGCGUACGCACAAAGCUGUGCGCUUGCACAGAUGAUUGAAAUUUUUUUCUUGGGGAAGGGUUAUGUGUGCGUGCACACACAGGUCCGUGCGCACACACAAGGGUGAAUUUUGUUAGGGGUUCAUGCGCAUAGGCUGUGCCAGCGCUCCCAACAAAACGGGUGCAAGCUGGUGUGAGGGCGCACACCUUUGUGUGGGUGCACAGAGAGCGCGAGAAUAGGGAUGUGUGCGUACGCACAAGCAGGUGCGCACGCACAAAGCGCAAGAAAAACAGGGGAGCGCCCACGCACAAGGCGUGAGUUUGCGAUGGACAGAGGGCGCAACAACUGGUGUACGUACGCACAGUGUGUGGUACGCACGCACACGAGACGAAAAAUAGAGGUUGCGUGCGUACGCACAAGUGUGUGUGCAUGCACAAAGCCCUGUUUUUACAAAAUUUUUUUCUCAAUUUCUGAGGUACUCAAUCUUAGCUCAAUCAAAAUUUCAACCCCAAACAUACAAACAUUCAAACAAUCAUGACCCAUAAGCAAAUUAACCUAUCUAACUCAAAAGAUUAAACCAAUCCUAAGCUAAUUAACAUGAGAAAAAGAAAUUAAGUCAAAGAACUAUAAACAAAAAGAGAACGGUUAGAACAAUGUUACCAUGGUAGAGUGUCUCCCACAUAGUACUUUGGUUUAACGUUCUAAGUUGGACUUGCAUGAGUUCAAUGAUCAUCCUUUGGAACCUCCCCAAGGAGGAAGAUUUCCAACUCCUUGGCAUGCUUGGGUUGUGUGUGGUCCAAUGAUUUAGACUCCUUGACAGCAUUUCCUUUUUCACGCUCCUUACUAGGCUCAACCACUUGAUCUUCAAUUAGGUCACAACAAAAGAUAGAGCAGAUUUCAAGAGUGGGCUUCUUGGAUCCAUCCAAAGUGAACUUCACUAUUUUUCCAUCGGCGUCAAAUGAGUAAGCUCCCGAAAAUGCAUCCAACUUGAAUCGAGACAUCUUCAAAAAUGGUUUCCCAAGGAGAAUAGAGGAUGGCUUGUCCGAAUCAAUUGGAGGGGUUUCCAAAAUGUGAAAAUCUAUUGGAAAUAGCAACCCUUGGAUAUUGACCAAUACAUUUUCCAAAAUUCCUAUAACCGACAAAAUACUUUUGUUCGCCAACACAAAUCUUGCUCCGGACCUCUUCAACGGUGACAAGUUCAACUUCUCAUAGAUAGGGAGGGGGCAUAAUACUUACACAAGCUCCCAAAUCACACAUGCAAUCUGUGAACUCCAUGCCACCAAUCACAUAAGUUACCAAAAAAGGACCGGGAUCAUUACACUUUUUCAGACUGAGAGAAGAAAUAGAGUCAUUUACCGGACUUUUGUUUAGGUCGGCAAUCUUAUCCUUAUGUGUGCAAACAUCCUUCAGGAAUUUGGCAUACUUUGGCACUUGUUGGAUAGCUUGAAAUAGAGGAAUGGUAACUUCCAUAUUCUUGAAAAUCUCCACUAUAUUGGAGUCAAGGUCUUCAUGAUUCUUAGCCUUUUUAGCCAACGUUGGGAAAGAAAUUGGUGUAGGAUCUUCAAGAAGGUUCUUCUUUUUGGGCUCCUUGACCUUUGAUAGUUCCUCCACGCCUCUUGUAACAUUUUCCUUCUCAUCUCUAGCCACCUACACUUCUUCUUCUAUUUCUUCAUUGUGGGGUUCUUUGCUCAAACUUUUAGGCUCAAGACCAACUUCAUCUAACUUGGUACCACUCCUAAGGGUGAUAGCAUUAAAGCUUCCCUUUGGGUUUGGUUGGGGUUGGGAAGGUAGACCGCUAGAGGUAGAAGCUUGAUGGGUAUUUUGAGUGUUUGAUGGAGAAAGAGUCAAACAGGAUAAAGCUUCGGCAAUGGUUGCCAUGUACGUUUCUUGCUUCUUAUGAAACUCCCUUUGCUCUUGCAUGAAGCUUUGAAGUGCAUCAUUCAUAUGAGGUUGAUUUGGAGAAGGAGGUUGAUUGUUUUGAGUGAGGUUAGGCCUAGUAUGUGGUGGUUGAUAUCUUGCUUCAUGUUAAGAAUGUGGUUGUUGAUUGGGUUGGGCAUGACAUGGGUUUUGUGGUUGAUAUGGUGGGUAGCGAGGUUGUGGUGUAAAACCAUUCUUUCGCCUUUCCCUCUAAAGAGAAAGGGAAAGCGAAAACCAUGGCCGCUAUCUCAUCCGAGCCAUGUCUUCUUGCCAUAGAGCACACAACUUGAAAGUUUUUCAACUGCUUGAGAGUGUAUUCCCCCAGUAACCCAUUAUAUUUUGGAAGUAAUUUGAUCAUACUCGUCUUGAGCUCAAAGUUGGCAUCUCGAUUUGGGUACUGAACUUGUACCGGUUGCAAGGUGAUGUCCGGGGCUCCGACCUCCGUUAAAGUAAUUCUCCGCGAUAGCUCUGCCAUAAUGUUGUCUCCUAAUUCACUCAAAGAAAUUUCAGCACUUUCGACAAAAGAAAGGUUCCCUCAUUAAGUGAAGAAUGAGGAUCACGGUUAGAAAGUGAUGGUGAAUUGGUUUGCUCUUCAAGAAAAUCCGAUUUACUAUGCACAAAUGCUAACCGGCGCCGAGCUUGCCUAAGAUGUGUUAAAGUCCUUAAUAUUUCAGGGUCAAAAGGGGCCGAGCUCAUGUCUGGAAGCGACCGUGUCAUUCAACUGAGAAAUCAACGAAAACAUGCAAUUACCAAAAGCAAAACAAGAAUAAGAGAAUAAACGAAAUCAACCUAAUGGUCAAUAACUACUAAAACUCUUUAGAUAGAGACGCCAUCUACCAAUUAGUGUCAAGUAACAAACAAAAAUCAAGUUUUUACACUAUUCACAUAUUCACAACAACCAAAACUAUAGCACUCAUUGCACUUAGUUCCCUGGCAACGGCAGCAAAAACUUGGUGGGUGGCCUAGAGCGGGUUAGGAAUUUUCCUAAAAAAUGGAAUAGCGUUGCAAGUAUAGCCCCAACCCAACAAUCGACCAACACUAAAGUUUAGAAUAACAAAUUGUCACAAUUCAAAAUAAAUAUAAACCGGGAGUUUUAAUUCCCGGGUCGUCUCCCAAGGACCAGUGAUCAAUGAGUACACAAUUUCGGUUGGGAAGGCAAACGGGAUUUUCAAUAAAAAGAUGAACAAUUAAAGGAAUAAAAACGCUCAAAAUUUCAAGUAAUAAACUAAUAAAGGAAUCAAAGAACUAUCUAUGCAAUAUGGACAAGUUAGAUAUAAAAGUGAUUGAUGUAUAUGUGUGAUUCAAAGCAUAAAUGGAAUCUUGGCUUGGGAUGAGCUAGGGGUUCCUUUCCUUGUUGCAACCACAACUAUGAUAAUUGUAAUGGAUUAAUCUCACUUAGUUAACUCUUACAUUGAAGAGUAGGUCAAGUGAGCAUAGUUGUUCUUAAUCCACAAAUCCUAACUCACUUGCUAAUUGCCUUAACAACAAGUUAGUGUUAGUGGAAACAAGAACAAUUAAUAAUCCAAGAAUUAUCACUAAAUGUUAGACAUUUCAACUCUAGGAACCCAUAUGCUCAUUUUUUCCAAGUCAAGAGGUAGAAAUUUAACUCAUAAUCAAAAGUGACAUUUCCACGAACACUUGGUGGGCAUAAACACAAAUCAUGACAAAAUUGAGAAAAUGCUUGCAACUAUGAGCAAAAAUUAAUCAAAAGCAACAAUAGCAACUCAACCAAGCAUGUAAUAAUUAUCAAUCAUCAAAAUCAUCAACAAGAGAUCAAAAUUGCAAAAAGUAUAUGUUUUAACACUAUGACUUUAACUACAAGAAAGAGUAUCAAAAUUGUAACUAUAAAAAGUAGUAAUUAAGGAAUACUUACAAUGGAGGCAAGGAAAAAUCCAAGAUCAAAAAUGAAAAAUGGCAUUUGAAAUGUAAACCCUUAUAGAAGCCUAAUGGUGUUGAGAGAAAACUUAAAGAAAAACUAAACCUAAAGCCUCCUACUACUAUCUGCACACUACUCCUAAUGAUAUGCUCUUAUUCUCCAAUGUUUGCCCCUUGCAAUAUGAGCUCUAGUCAUCAGAAUCGGGCCUCCAAGCCCUCAAAACGCGAGUCACGUGUGUUUUUAAUGAAGGCAUCCACAGCUACUUGUGCGCACGGACCCUUCGUGAUAUUUUGGAUGUUCGUGUGACGCGCAAGAUGCUGUGCACUUGCACACUUCCCUUUGCGUUGCUACCUGUGCGUACGCAAAAGAGGCUGUGCGCACCCACAUAUCGCGAUGAUCUUCUCCUUCGUUUCUUCAUGCUUCUUCCUCCUUGCAUGCUCCUUUUCCAUUCUCACCAAGUCAUUCCUACCUUAUAUAUCUGAAAUCACUCACCAACAAUAUCAAGGUAUCGAAUGGAAGGAAAAUGGAAUAAAAUAGAUCAAAUUAAGCAUAAAAGAGCAUGUUUUCACAACCAAGCAUAAUUUAGGAGGAAAGCUCAAAAGCAUUCUAUUUAAGGGAAUAAGUGUAGGUUUAUAUGAUGAAAUCCUCUCAAUUCUAACAAAAAAUUAUUGUAAAAUAUGGAUUCAUCAAUUCCCCCACACUUAAACACUGGCAUGUUCUCAUGCUAAUCUCAAUAAAAGGAGAUGAAUGGAAGGGCAAACAAUUUAUUUAAUGUACUAGCUAUAUGCAUGCAACUAUCCUAGAUAUUACCUACUAAUAUCUAUUCUACUGAAAGUUGGUAGAAACAAAUUAUGAAGUUCCAAUCAAUGCCAAGAAAGCCUUACGGCCAAGGCAAAGAGUCAAUGCACUAUGAUCAAUGUCCAAAGAAUUGAAUUGAAAAUUCCAAAACUAACAAACAACUUGUGAGAAGAUACAAUAUAAGAGAUACGAACAUAGAAUUGAGCGAUCGAACCCCUCACUGCAUGUGUAUUUACGCUAUUCGCUCAGUGUUUACGGCUUAAUCAGUCAAUUCUCCUUUAAUGUUUUUCAAAGAUUUGCAAGUCAUCUAACAAUCAACUAAUACUUGAUUCAUAAAAACAAAUAUCAUGAGGUCCUUUGGAGAGUUGUAAUGGGGUUAGGGUUAAGGUAGGAUUAAUAUAGUUAAGUGGACUUAGUAAAUUAGAUCUUUAUUUAGCUAAAGUGUCCCAUCUAAUCCUAUAUCACCCUAUAUAUACAUAACAAAACAACCUAACUUCCCAUUUAUCCCUUUUCUCAGAUUCACUCAUGCAUUUUUCUUUGCAAAAUACAAAC